Asterias rubens (European starfish) is the source of this 3621-nucleotide messenger RNA. RefSeq names its product coatomer subunit gamma-2-like. Gene Ontology annotation, cellular component: endoplasmic reticulum-Golgi intermediate compartment; COPI vesicle coat; endoplasmic reticulum. Bases 122 to 2737 code for a protein of 871 amino acids. Gene Ontology annotation, molecular function: structural molecule activity. Lineage: Eukaryota; Metazoa; Echinodermata; Asteroidea; Forcipulatida; Asteriidae. The record is from RefSeq and is a predicted model, not a curated record. Gene Ontology annotation, biological process: protein secretion; intracellular protein transport; endoplasmic reticulum to Golgi vesicle-mediated transport. The transcript is spliced from 21 exons.
GUGACGUGGACGUGUGAAUAGGGUGAAAGUAGUGUGUGGUUUACGCACCCAAAACCAUCGUUUUUAGAGUGGCUGACACAUACAACAUAGAGGUGGAAGAGAUUCUUAGCAAGUUUCUGCAAUGCAUAUGCUAAGACGGGACAAGAAAGACGAAGAAGAUGGAGGAUCAGCCAACCCAUUCCAGAACAUGGAGAAGAGUGCCGUCCUACAGGAGGCACGCGUCUUCAACGAGACUCCAAUAAAGCCAAGGAAAUGCUGCCACAUCCUAACCAAGAUUAUGUUCAUCUUAAACCAGGGUGACCACAUUGGUACAAUGGAAGCGACUGAAACAUUCUUUGCUAUGACCAAGCUAUUCCAGUCAAGUGAUGUAAUGCUGAGACGUAUGUUGUACUUGGUGAUCAAGGAGAUGGCUAACAUAGCGGAGGAUGUCAUCAUCGUAACCAGCAGUCUGACCAAAGAUAUGACCGGCAAGGAGGAUAUGUACAGAGCUGCAGCCAUAAGAGCGCUGUGCAAGAUCACUGAUACCACCAUGUUACAGGGUCUAGAGCGUUACAUGAAGCAAGCUAUCGUGGACAAGGUCCACAGUGUAUCAAGUGCUGCUCUUGCAUCAUCACUGCAUUUGUUGAGUCAGAGCCCUGACGUCGUUAAGCGUUGGGUUAACGAGGCCCAAGAGGCAGCGUCCAGUGACAAUGUGAUGGUCCAGUACCACGCCCUGGGUCUCAUCUACCACAUCCGUAAGAACGAUCGCCUCGCCGUCACUAAACUCGUCGGAAAGUACACUCGCGGCGGACUGAAGUCCCCCUAUGCUACCUGUAUGUUGGUUCGUAUUGCCUCCAAGUUGCUGGAAGAAGAUGAAGCUGGACACGACAGUCCUUUGUUUGAUUUCAUCGAGGGAUGUCUGAGGAAUAAGAGUGAGAUGGUGAUAUAUGAAGCGGCUCACGCCAUUGUCAACAUGAAGAACACCACGGCCCGCGAGUUGGCUCCGGCCGUCUCUGUCCUACAGCUCUUCCUUAGCUCUCCUAAACCAACUCUGAGAUUUGCCGCUACCAAGACACUCAACAGGGUUGCCAUGACUCACCCCGCAGCCGUCACAGCCUGCAACCUGGACCUGGAGAACCUGAUCACCGACGUCAAUCGCAGCAUCGCGACGCUGGCCAUCACCACCUUACUCAAGACGGGCAGCGAGGGCAGUGUUGAACGUCUGAUGAAGCAGAUCGGGACGUUCAUGUCGGAAAUCUCGGACGAGUUUAAGGUGGUGGUCGUGCAGGCCGUGCGCUCUCUGUGCACUAAGUUCCCGCGCAAGCACGGCGUCAUGAUGACCUUUUUGUCCUCCAUGCUGCGCGAUGAGGGUGGUUUUGAGUACAAGCGCGCCAUCGUUGACAGCAUCAUCGUGAUCAUAGAGGAGAACCCAGAAGCCAAAGAGGCCGGCCUCGCUCAUCUGUGUGAGUUCAUUGAGGACUGUGAGCAUACCUCUCUAGCUACACGCAUCCUGCAUCUAUUGGGUCGUGAGGGCCCACGUACCCAAUCGCCGUCUAAGUACAUCCGCUUCAUCUUCAACCGGGUCAUCCUGGAGAAUGCUGCUAUCAGAGCUGCUGCCGUCAGUUCCUUGGCCAAGUUUGGAGCUCACUGUGAAGACCUACUCCCUAGUGUCAUUGUCCUACUGAAAAGGUGUCUGCUCGAUGGGGAUGAUGAGGUACGAGAUAGAGCCACUUUCUACUUGAGAGUUCUAGAACAGCAGCAGAAGGCACUCAACUCUGCCUACAUCCUCAACAUUCUGUCAGUGUCUAUCGUUGGACUAGAGAGGGCGCUCCAUCACUACACGCUGAGCCCCUCGGAGACCCCCUUUGACAUCAAGACUGUGCCCCUGGAGACGCAGCCUCUUGCUGAUCAGAAGAUUCCAGACUUGAUGCAGUCUGCUAAGCAGAGUGAUAAGCCAAGCGCACCUGUCCAGGAGAUCUAUGCAGAACAACUGGCAGCUAUUCCAGAGUUUGCGUCCCUGGGAACUCUCUUCAAAUCGUCGAAGCCAGUGGAGCUGACCGAGUCAGAGACAGAGUACAUGGUCCGAUGUAUUAAACACACCUUCGCUGAACACAUAGUGUUCCAGUUUGACUGCACCAACACCCUAAACGAUCAGCUGCUAGAGAACGUGACUGUUCAGAUGGAGACUGGCGAUGGGUUCGAGACGGCUUGUUACAUCCCCGCCCCCUCUCUCAAGUUCAACCAACCCGGGGUCUCCUACACCUGUGUGACAUUGCCUGAAGAUCCAACAGGAGUGACUGGGUCCUUUACCAACACGCUGAAGUUCAUUGUGAAGGAUUGUGACCCCAAUACUGGUGAAGCUGACGAUGAUGGCUAUGAUGAUGAAUAUGUGCUUGAAGACAUUGAGAUCACCGUGGCAGAUCAUGUCCAGAGGGUCAUGAAACCCAACUUCCUUGCCUCUUGGGAGGAGGUUGGAGAAGAGAAUGAAGUCAAUGAGACCUUUGCACUCUCUGCCAAAACCCUGGAAGAGGCCGUCACAAACAUCAUCGGGUUCCUUGGGAUGCAACCCUGCGAGCGUUCCGACAAAGUGACAGAAGGCAAAAGCUCCCACACCCUCUGUCUCGCAGGGGUGUUCCGAGGCGGCCACGACACGCUGGUACGCUCCAAACUGGUACUCCAAGACACGGUUACCAUGCAGAUAACUGUGCGGAGUACCGAUCCCACUGUCAGCGAGAUCAUCUCGUGUGCAGUGGGCUAGAAUAGGAGCGGCUAUAGUCUGGCGUCUAUUCCAUUAUUAAAUCGUACUUCAGAUAAUAACAUUAAACAAUAAGAUAACUAGUUGAUAGGUUAAUCUAUAUAUCUCUGCUGUUGUUGCAUUGGUGCAAGAAUUCUUGUAUCUUGAUUAAGUAACCGUGUUGUAUCUUGCUCAACAGACCCGCCCUGCGUUAUAUUGUCACCGUUUUCAUGAAGGGCAAAUUUAGCCACUGCAGCCAAACUUUCAUGUUUGGAAGCUCCGUUUUUGAAAUUUUUGUUUCGGAAACUGUUUGCCAACGACAUUUUUCCCAAGCAUGAAAGUGGAGAUCCUAAACCAUGCAAAAAUGUUGUUAUUUUAAUCACAUAAUGUUUAAAUUAGGUCUGUGUGCAGUGCAUCGUCUUCAAGCCUUGUAAGCAUAGAAUGCCUAGUAGCGUGGAGUACGCACGGGCACAAGCCAAAAAUUCCCCGACAACCCGUGAAAUACACUUGAUGAAAGUGUAGAAUUCCCCAAUUCGUAAACGCCGAUUCCUUGCGCCAGUAAGCAGAGCCAUGAAAAUGGGCCUCAGUCUAUGUUUAAGAUUUCACAUCUUGCUGGGUGAUAAAAUGAAUAAUUAUGAAAAUAUGAUGGAUAUUCAUGAAAAUAAUUCUGACAGUAUGAAUCUUCUACAUUAUAAUUGGACCAAUCUUUGUUAUUGCUUUGGGCAUUAGCAAAGCAGUUAAGAAAGGUCAUGUUAAUAAUUUGUGCAUUGUUGGUGUAAGGCUGAACAAAUACCAUUUGGCAUAAGUACAACACUUCCUUUCUACGGAACUGUUAAAAAUUAUAAAAUAUAUUUUGUUCCCUCUGUGUACACUUAAAGGAACAUUACAGACUUGGUUUGUGCUAACAA